CAUAUAACAACCACACGUGCACGCCCGCUUUCAUUCAGUAUUGUGCUGAUGCCGGUCGUUCAGCCGGAGAAGCUGGUCAAACUCCAGCAGCAAUGCGAUGCCAUUCGCAACAUCUGUAUCCUUGCGCACGUGGACCACGGCAAAACGUCUUUGACCGAUGCACUCAUCGCCACAAAUGGCAUUAUCUCCCCCAAGCUGGCCGGCAAGAUCCGCUACCUGGAUUCAAGACCAGAUGAACAGUUGCGCGGUAUCACCAUGGAGUCGUCUGCCAUCUCGCUAUAUUUCUCCCUGCUGCGCCGAAGUGCCCCACAAGCACAACCCGAGCAACGCGAAUAUCUUAUCAACUUGAUUGACUCGCCUGGCCACAUUGACUUCAGCUCGGAAGUCUCCACUGCCUCGAGACUCUGUGAUGGUGCCGUGGUCUUGGUCGAUGCCGUCGAGGGCGUAUGCUCACAGACGGUCACUGUUCUGCGGCAAGUAUGGAACGAAAAGCUCAAGCCCCUUCUUGUCAUCAACAAAAUGGAUCGUCUCGUCACCGAGCUCAAGUUGAGCCCAGCUGAGGCAUAUACUCAUUUGUCCAAGCUGCUCGAGCAGGUGAAUGCUGUCAUGGGCAGCUUCGCCCUUGGCGAGCGUAUGGAAGAUGACUUACGAUGGCGUGAACGCAUCGAUGAAAAGGUAAGCGCUGCCUCAGCUGCCAAGCAUGAAGAAUCCGAUUCCAAGGGCCGCAAAGAAAGCAUCACCCAAGACGAGGAAGGCGUCGUGACCACGGAAUACGAGGAGAAAGACGAUGAAGACAUUUACUUUGAGCCAGAACGAAACAAUGUCAUCUUCAGUUCCGCCAUCGAUGGCUGGGCAUUCACGCCGCGACAGUUCGCCGCUCUGUAUGAGAAGAAGCUUGGGAUCAAGCGCAAUGUCCUCGAGAAAGUUCUUUGGGGUGAUUUCUACUUAGAUCCAAAAACCAAGAGAGUACUUGGCUCAAAGCAUCUGAAGGGUCGCAACUUAAAGCCGAUGUUUGUUCAGCUGGUCCUGGAACAAAUCUGGGCUGUAUACGACGCUACGAUGGGAGGUCCGAACAACAAAGGUGAUCCUGCAUUGAUGGAGAAGAUUACGAAGGGCCUAAAUAUCAAUAUUCCAGCACAUAUUAUGCGAUCACGCGACCCGAAAGCGCUGCUGGCUGCUGUAUUCUCUGCUUGGCUACCGCUAUCGACAGCACUGUUGGUGUCCGUCACCGAGCAGCUCCCUUCACCAAAGACUGCACAGGAGAGUCGAAUGCCAGAUUUGAUCGGAAACUCGCCGGGCGCCGACUACGUCGAUGCGAAGGUCCGGGAUUCCAUGAUACAUGCUGCAUCGACUUUAGACGAGCCUACCGUAGCGUUUGUAAGCAAGAUGGUGUCAAUUCCAGAAAGCGAACUGCCUACCAACCAAAGACGUGGUGGGGCAUUGACGGCAGAGGAAGCUCGUGAACUGGGCCGCAAGAAGCGAGCUGAGCUCGCUCGUGCCCAAGCAUUAUCGAAUGGAGAAGCCAGUGUUGAUUCUGUCUCGGACGCAAUGAGCAAUGCUGCCAUUGGCGACGACCAAGAGCUCGACACCACUGAUGGAGAGCAACAGCAGAAUGCCGACCCAGAACAUUUAAUUGGAUUUGCGCGGCUGUUCUCUGGCACACUCACGGUCGGUGAUGAGGUCUACGUGCUGCCACCAAAAUUUACUCCUGCUCGGCCGAAUGCAAAACCGGAGCCGCGCAAAGUGACGAUUACAGCGCUCUAUCUCCUCAUGGGCCGCAGUCUCGAGUCGCUCAACUCUGUACCAGCUGGUAACAUUGUGGGCAUCGCAGGCCUAGAAGGCGCAAUUCUCAAAUCAGGCACGCUCAGCUCACAAUUGAAUGGCGCUCCAAAUUUGUCCUCUACCAGUGCGAUCUCCACCAACGCGCCCAUCGUUCGAGUUGCCCUCGAGCCAGCCUACCCUGGCGAUCUCGAUAAGAUGGUGCGCGGUCUUCGGCUACUGGAACAGGCCGACCCAGCCGUGUCAUAUGAGCAGCUCGAGAGUGGUGAGCAUGUAAUCCUUACUGCUGGAGAGCUGCAUCUGGAGCGCUGUCUGAAGGAUCUAAGAGAUCGCUUUGCCAGAUGCGAGAUUCAGGCUGGCGAAGCUAUCGUUCCUUACCGCGAAAGCAUUGUAAGAGCAGAAGAAAUGAAUCCACCGCGAGAUCCUGCACUCGGUCGUGGAAUUGUUGAAGCUACCACUUCCAGCAGGCAGGUCAGUAUUCGACUGAGGGUGAGACCGCUUCCUGCUAAAGUGACGGAAUUUCUGGUCAAGCAUACUGGUGCUGUAAAGAGACUCUAUUCGGAGAGACAGGCCCAGGAAGAGGAGCGCACCACGGGUGCAGCAGAAGAUGACCAAUCCGCCGACUCUGCUGAAGAAGAACAUCAUCAUUCCGAGACAGAAGAUAUGUCCGUCGAAGGCGGUCAACAUCUGACCUUGCAAGAGUUCAAGCAGCGCUUAAGCGAUGCAUUCGCAGAAGAAAAGGCUGAUCGUGAGGUCUGGAAAGGUGUUGUCGAGAAGAUUGCUUGUUUCGGCCCUAGAAGGAUUGGACCGAAUAUGCUCAUUGAUGAGACAGAGAGUGGUCUUUGCAACAAAUUCUUGCAAGAAGUACAGCAGGGCGAUGCUGGCAAAGAAACGACGUCUUCAACCGCAACGCUGGCUGACAAGGCCGCAUACGCGUUCCAGCUCAGCACGCACCAAGGUCCUCUUUGUAACGAGCCGAUGCAAGGCGUGGCCGUGUUUCUCGAAAAAUUAUCGACCGAGCUGAGCGAGGACGAGACCAGUGCGAACAUUGGUCGCCUUACUGGCGAAGUGAUCCGCACCGUACGUGAGUCCAUUCGUCAGGGCUUCUUGGACUGGAGUCCCAGGAUCAUGUUGGCCAUGUACAGCUGCGAGAUCCAGGCUUCAGCAGAAGUGCUUGGUCGAGUGUACUCUGUGAUCACAAGAAGAGGUGGGCGCAUCGUGAGCGAGUCACUGCUUGAGCCAUCUACCAACUUCACAGUCCUCAGUCUCCUGCCAGUCGCCAACUCCUUCGGCUUUUCUGACGAAAUUCGCCAGAGAACAUCUGGUUUCGCAGCACCUCAAUUGGUAUUUGAGGGCUAUGAGAUGCUGGACGAAGAUCCCUUUUGGGUACCAUUUACAGAGGAGGAGCUGGAAGACCUGGGCGAGAAAGCUGAUCGCGAGAACGUUGCCAAGAGAUACGUUGACAGGGUCCGGGAUCGCAAAGGUCUCGCUGUGAAGAGAAAAGUAGUGGAAGCCGCCGAGAAGCAGCGCACGCUUAAGAAGUGAAGAGCACAGUCGAUAUAAUAAGUCAAGCUGAGAUGUGGAGUGGAAGGCAUCACCAUGGCUACUCACUACACCACUCACUGCUCUUCGCCUCAGUAUUCUAUCCGACAAAUGCCGAGGCUCAAAAUGAUAUCUUGGCGUCUGACUGCACGCUUCUUCUCGAUGUGAAAUCUACUUUCCUG
This is a messenger RNA of Pseudocercospora fijiensis CIRAD86, 3503 nucleotides long. RefSeq lists its product as uncharacterized. Gene Ontology annotation, cellular component: ribonucleoprotein complex; cytosol. NCBI's taxonomy places the organism in Eukaryota, Fungi, Ascomycota, Dothideomycetes, Mycosphaerellales, Mycosphaerellaceae. Gene Ontology annotation, biological process: cytosolic ribosome assembly. Gene Ontology annotation, molecular function: GTP binding; ribosome binding; GTPase activity. The transcript is spliced from 4 exons. The coding region runs from base 49 to 3324 and encodes 1091 amino acids. The record is from RefSeq and is a predicted model, not a curated record.